AAACGUAAUGACGUCAUGCGUCGUGCUGCCGUUAGCAACGGCGGAGACUGGAGCGGGAAGAAUAUAACUGCAACUGCUGUUUGCGCCGACAAAAGUUCUUGAUGUGACAAUCAGGUUGGAAUGUACCAUCGAGAAUCGGCAAUGAUGUAGAUCCAACAUUCGUGUUAACCUGGGGCUGGGAUUUAUAAAACAACAACAACAAAAGCCAUCAGCACUGCGGAAGUUUCGGUGUUUGCUAACAGAGUCCUGUGUUCAUAUAAACCUGCGUCUGUCAAAACAACUGGUGCUACAGCAGCCUAUGUGAUUUUCACUGCCAAUGGCUUCUAAAGAGUGGCAACAUCCUUAUGUCAAUAUAUUUAAACACGUUAAGGUCGAUGAAUGGAAAAAGUCUGGAAAACAGGGGGACGUGUCAACAUACAUGGACAAGACGCUCAAAUGUUCCGUGUUCAGAAUCAGAGGUUCUGUUCCUGCUAACAGCUUCAUCUUGGUCCCUAAGAACAGCAACCACUCUCUGGGCCUGACUGGGCGCUACUUCUAUCUUCUUUUUAGACCCAUUCCUGGAAGGUUCUUUGUGGUCCACCUUGAUGUUGUUGCAGAGGAGAGACGAGUGGUGCGCAUUUCCUUUUCAAAUAUGUUUAAAGAGUUCAAGUCAACAUCUACCUGGCUUCAGUUUCCCUUUCCGAGCGGAGCUGUCAAAGAUCCAGUCCACGGGAGCACAUGCAAAUUAGCAAGGCCAGGAUUGAUGGAGUCAGCCCCCACAUCAGUGCGCUGGACCUGCCUGACAUUAGACCUCCAGCACAUUCUCUCUGUUUAUUCCAGUCGUUCCUUCAGCCACCUGAAGGCCAUUAAGCUCUGUGCCAACAUGGCAGUUAAAAACAUGUUUACCAGCGACCUGCUGCUCAAUCCAGAACUUUCAUUCAGUGAAGCCAAACAGAGAGGGCUGGCUUCCUCACAGGGAACAGGUCCAAUGCCAAGAGAAAUGUCAUUUCCUGUGCCCAAGGGGAGCGCCUGGCACAAACUCUAUGACCAUGUCAUAUUUUCCUCGGAUGAAACUAAAUCACAUUUCAGUUCCACUGAGAGAAGUAGCGUAUGCAGUUCAAGGAGAAGCCAAAGGAGCUCCACUGUCAGAGGGUCUCCUGACCAGGUCACCCUCAGUCAAUCAAUUCAGCUUCCAAGAACUGAAACUCCAUCCGUGAACAACCUUCCUGAAGUGGGCGUCGUCUCCACUCACCAAAGUGAGGACUGCCUGGACAAUGAUUGUCAGGAGCAGAUGUCGUCAUCCAUCAGUUCCCAUCAGCCCACAUCCGGACCCAUUCAUUUUUCUGAAGACAGUGGGGUUCACGUGUUUGUGCAUACGAAGGACAACUGUAGCAAAGACGGGGAGAACAGCGAAGAAGAGUUUGUCUGUAGUUCAUCGCUGCAGUUGUCAGAGUCUAAAGAAACCAAACAACAGAAGCUCCUCCCAGACCCCAUUCUCAAACUUAAUCGCAUCAUCGGCUUUGGAGGAGCCACAACCAAACAUGCUCUGUGGACCAAAUCGGGUGACGCGGUGGUGUAUCCCUGUCACGCAAUUGUUGUUUCUAUGAAAAUAUCCACCAAGGAACAAAGGUUUUUCAUCGGUCACACUGAUAAGGUUUCUGCGAUAGCUUUGAAUGGAAACACAACACUUCUGGCCUCAGCACAGACUGGUCAACACAGUGUUGUUCGCGUCUGGAACUACCAGAAGGGAAACUGUCUGGCCAUGUUUAGGAUUCACGCUAAUUCACUCUCCUCUUUAAGCUUGUCACACAGCGGCAGUGUCUUGUGUGGAGUCGGUAAAGACAAACAGAACAAAACGAUGGUGGUGGUGUGGAACACUCAAAAUGUUACCAAGGGUGGAGAGGUGACCACGGUGGCCAAGGCUCACACUGAGGUGGACAUUCACACCAUGAAGAUUGCCUUCUUUGAUGACACCAGGAUGGUCUCUUGCGGUCGUGACAAUAUCCGUCUGUGGAGGGUGAGAAACGGAACGCUGCGUUCCUGCCCAGUGAACUUGGGUGAGUAUCACUCCCUGGACUUCACUGACGUGGCCUUUGAGGAAGGAAACACUUCUGCUGCACAUCCUGAAGAUCAAACACUAUUUGCCAGCAGCCGCAGCGGUCACAUUUUUGAGAUCGACUACAGCAGAGUGGUUGUCAGAAAUGUGAGGAGGCUGUUGCCUGCACAGCAGCAGCAUUUGGACCGCAGGGAGAAAUGGACUUUUAGUACAGGUCCAGGCAUUGCCAUCAACAGCAUCAGUGUCUCAUCAUCAUUCUGUGCUACGGGCUCUGAGGACGGCUUCCUGCGUCUCUGGCCCCUGGACUUCUCUGCUGUCUUCCUGGAGGCCGAGCAUGAAGGGCCUGUGAGUUUGGUUUCAGUCUCCUCAGACUCUCUCCAGGUCUUGGCAGCAACCUCCACUGGUAAUAUAGGGUUCUUGGACGUGACCAGCCGUGAUUACAACACUCUGAUGAGGUCACAUACAGACACUGUGCUGGGGUUCAGUGUGGAUGGCAUCCGUCGGCAUCUUACGACGGCCUCUGCUGAUGGAACAGUGCGCAUUUGGAACAUAGAUUCUUUACACCAGUUGUUCGAUUUUGUUCCCGAAGAUUGUCCGUGCUCUGUUGCCUUCCAUCCCAGUGAGCAGAUUUUCUCCUGUGGCUCCAGCUCCGGUGUCGUCAGGGUCUUCGACAUCUCCAUGGCCACGCUGUUGGCUGAGCAUACACAACACAGAGGUGAAAUAGUUGGUCUGGUCUUCUCUCCCAGUGGAGAAUUCAUGUACAGUGCUGACUCUGAAGGCUCUCUUACCCUUUACGACUCUUCUGAGGAAGACCACAGUGUGAUCAGGGUUGUGUGCAACGCAGUGGCUCGGGGCAUCAAGCGUGCUCCGGAUGCUCUGACAGUGAGCAGCGACGGCCGCUGUCUGGCAUUUGUCGGUCCCUCUGAAUAUAUAGUCACCAUCGCUGAUGCAAGCUGUUUGGAUGAGCUGCUGCAUGUAGACGUGAGUAUUUUGGACGUAGAGAGCCCUCAUCUGGAUUCUGCACUGAAGGUCUGCUUCUCUCCAGCCUCCGCCGAGCACUUGCUGGUUGCAACAUCUGCCAACAAAAUCCUAUGGGUCAGCACUAAGACAGGUCGACUCCUUCGAGAGAUUACUAAUGUCCACAAACACCAGUGUGCCUCCCUGGCAGUGAGUGAAGACAACCGAUUCCUACUCACAGCAGGACAUAAUGCCGUCAAAGUGUGGGAUUAUAACAUGCAGCUCCAUAUUAACUCACAGAUGUUCAUAGGUCACAGUCGGCCCAUCUGCCAGGUGAACUUCACCCCCGACCAGCUGGGAGUCAUCUCAGUGGGGGACGCCAUAUUUAUUUGGGACUUCUUGGGACAUUCUGUUCACUCUGUGAUUGAAAAUAGAAGAAGCCACAGCCCGACUCCAGUAUCAGCAAAAGCACAUGUUGAUGGAGUACACCUGUGUAAUGGGAUGCCUCGAAAGAAGGCUCCAUUCCCUUCUUCACCACCUCCAAAGCUGGAUUUCAGCAUAAUUGACCAAGCUGACCAGAGAACUCCUGGUUCGUCCUCCUUUUGUAAUGACACUGAGGUCAACGCUACUGUUCCAGUCCAACACGGUGGCUCAGGUUCUUCAUCCGCCUCCUUCCUUAAAGUUACAGAGCUUCAUACCACGCCUGCCUUGUGUAGCAGCCAUAUUGAAUAUAAUUUUCAAGGAAGGAGUCCAGUACGUCCAGAUUGUUACAAGCACUUUAUACCACGUUUUAAGAACUCCACUCUUGACCUGACUGCUGUGACGCCCCCUCCGGGAGAAGAGGGCAUUAGGCUAAAAACAGUCAUUGGCUACAACGGCAAUGGACGAGGCAACAUGGUGUGGAGCCCUGACCAAGGCUUAUUUGCGUACUCUUGUGGUUGUAUGGUGGUGGUGGAGUUCCUUGACUCUGGCUGUCAGAGACACUUGCAGGGACACAGUGAGGAGAUUUCUUGUCUUGCUAUCUCAAAUGAUGCCAAGACAUUGGCCUCAGCAGCUGCCAGCAGUAACGGCACCCAGAGUAUCAUCUGUAUCUGGGACGUUCAGAGUGGAACUCGCCGUAAGGAAAUUUCCCACCACGGAGGGAUGGUGCAGAGUCUGGCCUUUUCUAGGGACGAUCGCUUCUUUCUGUCUGUAGGAGAUUUUUCGGACCCAAAAGUAUCUCUGUGGAGCAGCAACACCUUCCAGCUUCUUUCCAGUGUGAGUGUCUCCGGCCCUAUCCACGAUGCAGCCUUCAGUCCUUCAUCAGCCAGCCAGUUGGCCUGUGUGGGCAGCCACGGGCUUUACUUCUUCCACAUUCACACCCAUGGCCUGGAUGUUGACUUCAAGGGUCAGAAGGUGAAAGCUCCAGAGGAGGUCGGUGAUGUAGAACUGACGGCACUGUGCUACCACAUGGACUCCAUUCUGUUCACUGCCACUAAUCAGGGACACGUUUGUGUGUGGGACAUUAACACACAGCGGUGUUUCAUGACCUGGGAGGCUGAUGAGGGGGAGAUUGGAGUGCUUUCGUGUCGAGGGAACUAUCUGUUGACAGGCAGCAACACCCGCUGGUUGCGACUGUGGGAGAUGGAAGCUGUGCAGAGAUUCCAGCCUGAGGUCAAGGACUGCAAUCUGAGAGACAGUGUUGACACAGUUACACUGGAGCAGGAGCUAAUGUUGGACGGGACAGUCGUCAGUGCAGCGUUUGAUAACACAAUGGACAUGGGUAUUGUUGGAACCACUGCUGGAACUCUCUGGUACAUCAGCUGGUCUGAUAACAAAAGUAUACGGCUGGUCAGUGGACACAAGACUAAGGUGAACGACGUGGUAUUUAGCAGUGAUGAGACUCAGUUCGCCACCUGCAGUGAGGAUGGCAGUGUGAGAGUGUGGUCAGUCCCCAGUAAUGAACUAGUGGUGCAGUUCCAGGUUCUCAACCAGGCCUGUGGCUGUGUGUGCUGGAGCCAGUCAUCCAGUAAGGACACGUCAUGUGUUGCUGCCGGAUACAGUGAUGGGACGCUGAGGACCUUCAACCUGUCGUCUACAGAGAUGGAGAUGAAGCUGCAGCCUCAUCAAGUAGCCAUUACUGCCAUCCAGUACUCAGCCAACGGUCACGUGAUCCUCUCCGGCGCAAAGAAUGGACUGGUCGCUGUCAGCAGUCCAGUGAAUGGAAUGACUAUCCGUGUCAUUAAGGACCACAAAGGAGCACAGAUUACCACCAUCCAGUCUGUUAACACAGAGUGUCCAAGUCCUGGACUUGGAGGAAAUGAGAUGCUGCUGACGUCCAGCGCUGACAGACGGGUCAGCGUGUGGGCUGUGGAUUGGCUGAAAGAAAAGUGUGAUCUACUGGAUUGGCUGACGUUUCCUGCUCCCAUCUAUAAUGGGGAUGACAGUCCUCCCCCCAGUCUGGCCGCCUUUUGUCCAGCAGACCCCAGCUUGCUAGUCUACACUGGCUACGGAGUGGAGAAGGAGUUGUCCUUCUAUAGUCUGACUCAGAAACAGAUAAUCAAAAAGAUUGCACUACCUCACUGGGCCUCAUGCUUUUCUCUGGCCUCUAAGAAUCAGCUCAUAGCUGUGGGAUCGAAAGAGCGAGUUGUGAAGUUAAUCAGGUGGAGCAGUGGGAGGUUUCAGGACUUUGUGCAGCACAGUGACUCUGUGCAGACGUGUCAGUUCUCACCCUCUGGGUCGCUUCUGUUCACUGUGGCCCAUAAUGAGAUCCUGCUGUGGGACGUGCGUGGCCUCUGAGGGUGACAAACUGAUUAUUAAUAUCAGUCUGUCUCCUGGCUUCAUAUUUGGGUCAUUGUGCAAUUUUACCUUUUUUUUUCCCCAAAUAAACAUUUUAGUUGUGUUUA
Cynoglossus semilaevis (tongue sole) is the source of this 5877-nucleotide messenger RNA. It is a transcript of the gene wdr90, whose product is annotated as WD repeat domain 90. NCBI's taxonomy places the organism in Eukaryota, Metazoa, Chordata, Actinopteri, Pleuronectiformes, Cynoglossidae. The transcript is spliced from 43 exons. Gene Ontology annotation, molecular function: protein binding. Gene Ontology annotation, cellular component: centriole. The coding region runs from base 317 to 5770 and encodes 1817 amino acids. The record is from RefSeq and is a predicted model, not a curated record.